Messenger RNA from Phoenix dactylifera (date palm), 1860 nucleotides. RefSeq names its product P-loop containing nucleoside triphosphate hydrolases superfamily protein. The record is from RefSeq and is a predicted model, not a curated record. NCBI's taxonomy places the organism in Eukaryota, Viridiplantae, Streptophyta, Magnoliopsida, Arecales, Arecaceae.
GUAAGAUUGCCCGCGGGUCUUGGACGCCGGUCCCCUUCCUCACAUCGAGAGCGGUGGACGCUGCACUCCGUCGUGGCGGAGCGACCGCCAUGGGUCUCCCAGUUGUCUUCCAUUUCUCCUCCAACCCCUCGCUCUUUCCCCGAAACCCUAACCCUAAUCCCCUGAUUCCGAACCGCAGAAGAUCUCCAAGUAGAAAUCGAGCCCCGGUGAUGGCGAGUUCGCUCGAUCCUUCCCGAGAGCCUACGAAACUGGUCACUUUCUUGGGCAAAGGAGGUUCCGGAAAGACCACCGCUGCAGUACUCGCCUCCCAGUAUUAUGCGAAGGAAGGGUUGCAUACAUGCUUGGUGAUACAAUCUCAAGACCCUACUGCAGAACAGCUAAUGGGUUGUAAGAUUGGAACUUCUCCAACUUUGUGCAAUAACAACCUUUCUGCUGUUAGAUUGGAAACCAGCAAAAUGCUUCUUGAACCUCUUGAUCGAAUGAAGAAAGCUGAUGCCCGUCUGAACUUGACCCAAGGCGUUCUUGAAGGGGUUGUAGGAGAAGAACUGGGGGUUUUACCUGGGAUGGAUUCAUUCUUCUCUGCCUUAGCACUACAAAAACUGGUGAAUUUUCUUCCAACUGAAAGACGUCUUGCACGGACGGAGUUUGAUAUGAUUGUAUAUGAUGGCAUUGGCAGUGAAGAUACGUUGAGGUUGAUUGGUGCUGCUGAGAGAGCAAGAUGGUAUUUGAAGUAUAUCAGGAACAUGGCUGAGAAGACAGAUAUUGGAAGACUGACAGCUCCUUCAUUCUUGAAACUAGCAUAUGAAUCCAUCAGGUUAAAUGGUGGAUCCAGUGAGGGGAAGUCAAGCAUAGAAAUUUGGAAUAAUAUUGAGCAAACUCUAGAGAAAGUCACCUGUUCUUUUAGUGACCCUUCAAAGUUCAGAUGCUACCUAGUGAUGGAUCCAAGUAGAUCGGCAUCUGUCAGGUCUGCAUUACGUUAUUGGGGUUGUGCAAUUCAAGUUGGAACACAAAUAACAGGAGCACUUGGGUUUGCUCCACAAUCUUCUAUGGUGGCGGAAGUUGCUGAUAAGUUCUCUCCCUUAUCUUUUGCACCUGUGCCAUAUCUUUCCACAGAUUCCUCUGUGGAUUGGGAUGCGACCCUCAACUCUCUAGGCAAGAAAACAAAAGAUCUCCUUGGUGCUACAAAUGAAAGUCUUCAGUCAUCUGUUAGAUUUGACCCCAUCCAGAAGUCCGUGACACUUUUUAUGCCAGGUUUUGAUAAGUCCGAGAUCAAGCUAUACCAGUAUAGGGGGGGAUCAGAGCUGCUGGUGGAAGCAGGGGAUCAGAGACGCAUAAUACAGUUGCCUCGAGGUAUGCAUGGGAAGGUAGGAGGUGCCAAAUUCAUUGACAGAAACCUUUUGGUCGUGCUGCGAUAACUUAUGCAUGGAAUAAAGAUUUGAAUACAGAUUAUGGUAUUCAACCGGAAAGGGAUACAAUGUAAUGUUUUCCAUCAAUGCCUUCUGCAAUUUAUGCACACGAUUUUUUUCGUGGUAGGCAUGAGAAGCAAUGUAUUCCUCGACAGGCAUGGAAUCCAAUCUGUUGACAUUAUUCUGUUUGUAACAUUUUGUCCAGAGUAGCACGAUCAUUUAAAGACUGAAAUCAGAGUCACCAGUGAUAUUCAUGGCACAAACUGACAGAAAACUAGCGGUAGGAAUGAUGUUUUGUUGGGUCAAUCUUAUUGAUAGAUAUUGUGCUGUAAAGGGCUUUGUAUACAGAGUCUGUGCAAUGCAUGCGAACGAGAAGGGAGAAAAGAAUGGGGAGUGAUGCUGGUGAAGAAACCUGACCGAGUUUGUGUUAUAUAUUUGGCAUUGAGGUUUCGCU